This is a messenger RNA of Auanema sp. JU1783, 471 nucleotides long. NCBI's taxonomy places the organism in Eukaryota, Metazoa, Nematoda, Chromadorea, Rhabditida, Rhabditidae. The record is from the annotation of a GenBank genome assembly.
AUGGAAAAGAUUGGCGACAAUCUAUGCUAUACAGACACUGAUAGUUUAAUCUAUCUGCGGGAAAAAGGCCAGCCUGACCCGGUCGCCGAGAUGCGUGGAGAGUGGUUAGGUAUGCUGACCUCGGAAAUCCCAGAAGGCUGGAGGAUGACGAAAUUCGUCUCCCCAGCAGCCAAAGUCUACAGCUAUUUGCUGGAAAAUGAUAAUGGCCAAGUACGGGUGGUCACCAAAGCCAAAGGAGUGACUUUGGACCAUACAGCAGCCACUGCUGUUAACUAUGAUGGUAUGGAGAGGAUUGUUCGGGAUUAUGUGGAGAACAAUUCCACAAGUGUUUUGUCGGCUCAAAGCACAAUCUUCAAGCGGACCUUGGGACACAUUCAGACCGCGGAUCUGACAAAGAGAACAGGUGUCGUAAUGGAUAAGUUGAGGUUUUUACCCGACUAUUCCACUCUACCCUAUGGGUAUUCAUUGUAA